CUGGCGCGCUACCUCGCGGCGCUGCCGCCGAACGUCCUGACGCCGGGCGCGUUCCGGGAGGCGCUCCGGCGCGUCGCCGAGGCCGAGGGCUUCGCCUACGACGAGCUCGACGUCGACGGCCUCGAGGCCGCGGGCUGCGGCGCGUUCCUGUCCGUCGUCCGGGGCAGCCCGCGGCGCGACGCGGCGCUCGUGCGCCUGUCCAAAGGACCGGCGUCGGCGAGGCCCCUGGUCCUCGUGGGCAAGGGCGUGACCUUCGACACGGGCGGCUACAACGUGAAAGGCGCGUCGGGCAUGAAGGGCAUGAAGGGCGACAUGGCCGGCGCCGCCGCGGCCGUCGGCGCGGCCGUCGCGCUGUCGCGCCUCGGGGUGGGGGGCGAGGCGUCGCCCCUGCCGCUCGAGGUCUGGCUCUGCGUCGCGGACAACCUCAUCUCGCCGGACGCGUUCUACCCCGACGAGGUCGUCACGGCCUGCGACGGCACGACGGUCGAAAUCGUCCACACGGACGCCGAGGGACGCAUGGUCCUCGCCGACGCGCUCGCGCUCGCGUCGCGCAAGGUCGAGGGAGAGUUCGCCGGCGCGACGAAGCCCGCGCUCCUCGUCGACCUGGCCACGCUCACGGGCUCUGCCAUCGGCGCGGUGUCCAAAAACUACGGCGCCGCGUUCACGAACGACGCGACGCCGGCGACGAACGCGGCCUUGGUCGCCGCGGGCGCGGCCUCGGGCGAGCGGCUCUGGCCCAUGCCGCCGCUCGACGCGCACUUCCGCCGCGAGCUCGAGUCCGACGUCGCGGACACGCUCCAGUGCCUCGAGAGCGGCCAGGCGGACCACAUCUACGCCGCGUCGUUCCUCGAGCGCUUCGUCGCGGACGACGUGCCCUGGAUCCACCUCGACCUCGCCGCGGCGUCGACGUCCAAGGGCCUCGCGCACGUGCGCACGGGGCCCGCGACGGGCUUCGGCGUG
Messenger RNA from Aureococcus anophagefferens, 960 nucleotides. RefSeq lists its product as hypothetical. The record is from RefSeq and is a predicted model, not a curated record. Gene Ontology annotation, biological process: proteolysis. Gene Ontology annotation, molecular function: metalloaminopeptidase activity; manganese ion binding. The transcript has a single exon. Lineage: Eukaryota; Pelagophyceae; Pelagomonadales; Pelagomonadaceae. The annotation marks the transcript as partial. Gene Ontology annotation, cellular component: cytoplasm.